Messenger RNA from Anarrhichthys ocellatus (wolf-eel), 2983 nucleotides. Its product is annotated as lon protease homolog, mitochondrial-like. The transcript is spliced from 2 exons. Lineage: Eukaryota; Metazoa; Chordata; Actinopteri; Perciformes; Anarhichadidae. The record is from RefSeq and is a predicted model, not a curated record. Bases 531 to 1025 code for a protein of 164 amino acids.
GUUGAAUGCAAGAGAACGUUCUUAGUUAGUGGUAGUUAUGGUAUGAAACAUGACAUAAGAAUGUGAUUAAUCACAGUGAAUCCCGACUUCCCUAUCUGAAAUAUUAAUAGUUUAUAUAAUAAAAGAUUGAUAUUUGGCAUUUGUGUAUCGAUACGAUAUUAGUACGCAAAAUAUUGCGAUACCAUACUGUAUCCAUUUCCCCCACCUACCUUUAAUGUGUAGUAAAUGUAACGUUUGGGCUUCACAUUACAAGCUGUCCACUGCUGUGCCAACAGGAGAGUUUUGUUUUAAAGCAGCUUCAGUGAAUGAAUCUAAUCGUCACUGAGAUGAGUGGAGCUUUAUUAGAGGUCCUAUUCCUCACCUAAUCUUGGUCUGCACGACAGAGCACGCACUUGUUUGGUGCUAUUUGGUCUGCGGACCAGUUUUAUUUAUCUUAGCCAUCAGUUGUAUCUGAUGUGAUAUACUUUAAGGCAGUGCGUCAAUACUAAUCAAUGACUGCAGUAAUCAGUGAAAUGUGCUGAGCACUGGACAUGCUGCCUGCUAUCUCUGUCUGUGUGUUGGCAGUAAUGAGUGUUUCCAUCUGUUGCAGUGACGAGUCAGAUGUGGUGGAGUCUCUAGAUGCCAUCUAUUCUACAGGGACCUUUGUCCAAAUUCAUGAGAUGCAGGACCUGGGAGACAAGCUGAGGAUGAUCGUCAUGGGACACCGCAGGAUCCGGAUAACAAAACAGCUGGAGAUGGAGCCUGAGGAGGCAGCGACGUCCCCUGUGUGGUCAGAGUCUGAGUCAGAGUCCCAACCUAAACCUCCAUUGAGACGCAAAGCCAAACGCAGCCGCAAGGACCAACCAGGUUCUCUGACGGAGCAAGCUGAGGACAAGGUCUGUAACAUGACCCUCACAUGCCACAUCUGUAGCCUUCUACACAUGCUGUCAGUAUGUGGCUCUCAAGCAGUACUCAGACAAACAUUCAAGCAGUUCAUGCGACCAGUCAACACUUUUGCCAUCUUUUGGACCGUUCAUCAAGUUUGAUGAACCGUGAGGCUGUGACUGUAUUUCUUCAGGGUUGGUAGUGAGUCAGCACACAUUGAUCUGGGCUUUAUGUAUAUUAAGUCAAUGAACAUUGGGCCACUAAGUGAAUGACCAAAUCAAAGGCAGAACUCAGGUUGGGAAUAAGAUAAAGUGGGCAACUGCCCUUGGCCUCUGAUCCCCAGUGGCCCACGUUCACCAGGUUCACUAAUGUCACCUGUGAACCUGGUCCCAGGUCCUGCAUUGCUUGCUGAUUUUGUGGCCCUGUCUUAUAGAAGGGCCCUAUGCUCACAUGGUGGAUAUUUCUAAAUAAAGUUGUGUGUAAUCAAACUAUCUCAAACUAAUAGACUCGCAGAAAACCUGGAGCCACUUUGAGUGUGUUUGAGGGUCUCAGAGUUGUGUCUCUGUCUGCACUGGGGUGGUCAGGUUGAGAGUCAGUACCUCAGAGUCUGAGGCCAUGGUUCUCUGCUGCACCCUCCAGACUGGAAGUGAGUCACUGCCCCAAGCAAGGGAGUUCAAGUAUCUUUGGGUCUUGUUCCCAAAAAGGGUCAAAUGUAGCGUGAGAUGGACAAGCAGAUCUGUGCGCCAUCAGCAGUGCUGCAGACGUUGUACCAGACCAUGAUGGUGGAGAGAGAGCUGAGCCUGAAGGUAAUGCUCUCUACUUACCUGUUUGCAUUCCAACCCUCUCCUCUGGUCAUGGGCUUUAGGUAGUGACCAGAAGAACGACAUUGCAGAAGCAAGCAGCCAAAAUGAGCUGUCUUCAUAGGGUGGCUGGGCUCAGAGCUCCUGAGGGAGCGAGGAGUAGAGCCGCUGCUCCUUUGCUGAGGUGGUCCAGGAAUCUAAUCCUGAUGCCUCCUGGACGCCUCCCUUCAGAGGUUUUCCGGGCACGUCCAACUGAGCGCUGUGUCGCUGUAUAUGAGGGAGAGGAGGAGGUCUAAUGCACACAAUGUUUCUGUAAGUUAUUAAUAAUAAUUCAAAUGCCAAAGUUCUGAAUGAAGCUUGGAACUAUUCGGUAGCCUACAUCUGCGGUUGUCUUCUGCUUGUUGUUUAGUGAUGAAGGUAGAAACAGAGAGAGGAUGCUGAAGAACCUCAGCAGAGACACCGGUACUAAGGUCCCAAACCACUGACCUCUAGUCGUCCAACCCAUCACACCUGCCUCCAAUAUAAACAUGAAAAAUACAAAUAUGAGACAACCAACAGGACAAAAGAAGAGCAAAACGGAUUCAUUGACAUUAUAAUUUACCUCAACCCAAUAAUGUGUUUUACUGAAUAGAGCAUGAACGCAUCAUAAUGCACCUCAAUGUCCUGUUGCAGAUUGGGCUUCUUUUAGUGAAGUUGGGCUGGUGGAUGAAAUGUGUGAGGAUUUUGUGAUGAACAUUUGACGGGUUUCUGAAAAUAUUGUGAAAACAAUAUUCCCAAACAAGCUCUCAAUGUAUGGUCAAGAACUUAUGUCCACUCACUCAUGUUAUUGACUUAUUUCAUUUGAGAGGUAUUGGAUGGACAUGAGUUGUAUUGAACGGUUAGGGAUAACAGAGGAUAUCCUUACUUGAGGUUAUCAUUCUUUACAUUGACGAGGGGAUUGUCUUGUUUUCUAACUCCACUCUCUGUGGGUUGUGAUAGCCUGUUCAUCUAAUAUUUUAUCUUUGUUAUUUGAUUGAAAAAUUAAGCUUUGUUUGCUCAUGAAGUGUUUUCUAAUGUGCCCCUAAUGGUGUUAAUGUUUUACAUGUUUGUUAUGAUGUGGGCUGGUUUUAUUGACUUGUGUAUGUUUUUAGUGACCGGGCAGCACUGCGUACAUUAGCUGUUAGCUCCGAUGCUGCCAGCGUUACUCGCUCUCCUGCUGAUUUCAACACAGAUUUGUUGUUCAUAAUGUAGCGUUAUCAGGGAUUGGUGAAGCAUUAUUGCCUAUCUCCCAUUCAAAUAUUUUUACUGGAUAUCGGCCGACAACGAUCGGCAGUGAAACU